This is a messenger RNA of Xyrauchen texanus (razorback sucker), 910 nucleotides long. RefSeq names its product collagen alpha-1(XXV) chain-like. Bases 332 to 910 code for a protein of 192 amino acids. NCBI's taxonomy places the organism in Eukaryota, Metazoa, Chordata, Actinopteri, Cypriniformes, Catostomidae. The record is from RefSeq and is a predicted model, not a curated record. The transcript has 5 exons.
CCGUGUGUAGAGUGUGUGUCAGGUUUCAUUCUGAGAGAGACUCAAGCGCGCAGCAGUCAGAAAAACCCGUCAAAUGGCACGACUCAUCCGCUCGGACUCCCAUUAGAUCCGGACCUUACUGAACCACAAUCUCCAUGCACUAGAACCAACAGCAUGCCUCCGUUGAGGUAACUUUGAUGAUAUAUAUAUUCAGAUGGAAAUGAGUUAUGCUUCAGUGAACUUUUAAUUACCCGUAAGGAGAACUUUUAAUCGCUUCAUUUGAACCCCGACCCUGCUCAGCCUGAUUAAGUGGUGGAUAAAUUGUAACUAUAUAAGCUACUGCUCACAGGACAUGGAGGACAUGAAAUUGAGAGUAUCACCCCAGUCCAACCGUGGCAGGACUUGCGUGGAGCAUCCUUGGCAAAAGCGCCUUUGGAUAAACAGGAAGGACCUGUAUGGUACAUGCGUGUGCACCGCACUGUGUUUGAUCUCGUUUGGAGUUUGCGUGUUGCUUUACCUGAAGACGUCCGAUCUGCAGUCCAGGGUGCUCAGUUUAGAAAAGGACAGAGAGCCCUUAGUCUCAAGUUGGAUAUCUCUUGAACAGGUGGAGCCCGUCUUCUGGAGUCGAAUAGAUCAGAUUUUAGAAGAGAAAUUAGCAGCACAUCUUCCGAAGAUUCGGACGGCGCGGGAUGCAUCUCACAGCUGUCUCUGUCCACCAGGAUCACCUGGUUUGAGGGGAAAGAAAGGCCGUGAAGGGGAUCCAGAUUGUCUUGAGUCACGGCAAAGAGAAUCAGAGGCUGAUUCAUCAGUUGUUGUUUUUGUAAAUUCAAUCUGGCUUCAGACGAGCGGAACAGGCAGCAAACCCAUUUCGGAAUCUGGACCUCCCGUAAGUAGACGUUAUGCCUUCGUUGACUGGACUGUGGUAAUGUGA